AGCAGAUAGAGCGGAAGAGGCGAGAAGUAACAUCGCUGGCAGAGUUAGAAUUCCUGCUCUCUGGAGGACCGCCUAACUAGGCCAAACCAACAAUCAGUGACGUAGUCCGUAUAAAAGCUUCGCUCCACCGGUGUCCGCACAGCACUCUGGAUUAGAACUUCACCGAGAGGAUAAAAUUAUCUCCAAGAUGAGGGUCUUCAUAUGUUGUGUCCUAUUAUUAGGAAUCGGAGUGAUAGCUGAGGAAAGAGUGAAAAGACAAGCAUAUACUUUCCCUGGACCACGAAGUGAGAGAGCACACCGCCCUGCUGCCAACGCCGCUCCAGUUUACGUUGAAGAGCAGGAUGAAGGCGAAGUGUAUCCUAGAAGGCAAUUUCAAGCGCAGCCUGUACAGCCACAGUACGCACCACAAGCUAGAGCACAAGCUCCAGCAGCUCCAGUAGCUCCAGCGCCUCAACCAGCCUACGAACCAGCUCCAGCUGCUAGACAGGCCGCCCCUGCCGCAAGGACUGAUUCUGCUCCCAGGAGAAGGUCAUCUUCAUCUUCCUCAUCAAACAAUCGGGCCAAUAAGUAUGGCUCUGCACCACAGCAGUCUUUGAAUGGACGUGAAGAAGAACCUGAAGAGGAACAAGGGCCAGAUCCCUUGACCCUUCUUCUGGAAGACUCUCAAUUCACAUGCGGCGGCAAAAAUGAUGGCUACUACGCAGACGACAGCGUUGGUUGCCAGGUUUUCCACUAUUGUGUCGGGGGUGCCAAGCAUUCCUGGAUGUGCCCAGAGAAUACUGUUUUCCACCAAGUCCACUUGAACUGUGUCCCUGACGCUCAAGAUAUUUGCGCACAAUCCCAAAAAUUCCAUUUCGUCAACGAGUACUUGUACAAACCUCUUGACUACGAUGGUCCUAAUAACACAGCCAGAUAUUCUCAGAGAUAUUACCCAGACGGUUACAGUGUUGGAGAUCCCAUUGUUUCCCCACAAGAACAAAGAAGAGCUCCAGCACCUCAACCACAAUCAUAUGCUCCCCCAGCUCAGCAAGCUCCCCGAUCUCCUCCCAGACAGGUUGCCCCAGCUCCACCACCCCAGCCUGCUUACAGAGCUCCAGCCCAACCAGCACAGCCAGCACCCCAACCCAGACCUGCUCCAAGACCUUCCAGACCUUUGGAAUCUUAUCCAGUGGAAGAACCACCAAGUUACAGGCAGUCUGCUCCAGUUAGGCCUGCUCAGCCUCAACAGGCCUACCGUGCUGAACAGCCCCAUCAGGCAGCUCCACCACAAGUAUCUUACAGGGAGGUGGCAGCUCAACAAGUAGCCGCACAGCCUCAACAGGGCUAUAGAGCUGCAGCACCUCAAGCACAAGCCCGACCACAAGCAGCCUACAGCAGCAGUGAAGAAUAUCAGCCUCAACCACAGAGCAGGAGAGCAGCUGCCGCAGCUCCCCAAAGGCCUACGGCCGCCUAUGCACCCCCACGAUCCCAACACAGAGCAACAAGUGCCAGAGCGUCUGCUGGCUACCAGCCUUACGCCUCUAACCAAGCAGCUGGAGUCCAUUACGACGAAGACUACUAAGCCAAUCGAGAUUUUAGUGAUAAACUGAUUUUUUACUUAUUUUUGUAUUUCAAUGCAUGGUUGAUGAUUUCAUGUCCAUCCAUUAUGAACAAGUUUCAGAGUCUCCUCUGAUGCACUGUUUUCAAGUCUGCUGGGUUGUCUGAAUCAGACUAAUAUAGGUUAACAGAACAAGAUGCCUUUCUGUAGAAUGCUAAAGCGAGUCAUCUUUACAUUCACAUCGUGAGUCGUCUAUUCGAAGUAAAUAUAUCAAAAAAGUUAAAUAGGAGCAAAUUUGUAAUAUAAUAAUAGACGUUUAAUUAAAACAUGAAAUAAAUUAUUGCACACUUCUAAAUAAGUCAUACAAUACAUUAGCUGAAAAUUAUAAUAUUGUUAAUUAUGGCACAAUUUCGUCAUAAUCACUUUUUACAAGGCAUUUGAAUUCUUGCCCCAAAAGUAAAAAAUAAUAACACAGUUUUUUCAUAUAGAUUUAGUUUUAUAUUUUACAAGUGGCUUUUAUUAUAUCUUUAUGUUUUAUUUUAUACUUUUAAGUAAUAAAAUAAAAUAGGUAUCACUAUUAAGAACAAAUGACAAUCAGUUUCAUAAAAUUAAUGUUAAAAAUUGAGUCAAAUUUUUAUGAAAAUUUAUAUGCUUUAAAUCUAAAUUGAUAAAAAAAAAAAAAAAAAACUCAAAAGAGCGCGUUGCCUAAUUUUGCUGUAAAAAUAAUAAAAAUCCCAAAUAUUGCAUUCUAUAAUCUUGCAACAAUAUUUGCUGGUAUUGUUUGCGAAUGAUUUACGCUUUAUGUAAGAUGAGGUUUUGAAUCAAAAACACUUUUCUUCCACCGACAAAAUUAAUUCAAUAUGUUAUAUAAAUAAAAUACAUUUGUACA
Argiope bruennichi is the source of this 2426-nucleotide messenger RNA. Its product is annotated as serine/arginine repetitive matrix protein 1-like. Lineage: Eukaryota; Metazoa; Arthropoda; Arachnida; Araneae; Araneidae. The record is from RefSeq and is a predicted model, not a curated record. Gene Ontology annotation, molecular function: chitin binding. The transcript has 6 exons. Gene Ontology annotation, cellular component: extracellular region. Bases 188 to 1561 code for a protein of 457 amino acids.